Messenger RNA from Papilio polytes (common Mormon), 1534 nucleotides. RefSeq names its product alpha-tocopherol transfer protein-like. The record is from RefSeq and is a predicted model, not a curated record. Bases 147 to 1094 code for a protein of 315 amino acids. Gene Ontology annotation, cellular component: membrane. NCBI's taxonomy places the organism in Eukaryota, Metazoa, Arthropoda, Insecta, Lepidoptera, Papilionidae. The transcript is spliced from 6 exons. Gene Ontology annotation, molecular function: phosphatidylinositol bisphosphate binding.
AUCAUAUAAAGACAUAAUAAAACUCGAUUUGGACGUCAGUUUCGUUUAUUAUCGCACACGGGACGUUGCAAGUUAUCUUUUUAGAUUUCUUUCUAAAUAUUACUUGAUAAGUUAAACAUUCAAAUUAAAUUCGUGAUUAUAUAAAAAUGAAUAGGAAUUCGGAGUUGUUACGUGACGCCGAGAAGCUGCUAUGCGUGAAGUCAAACGAUGUGGAUGUCAUUCUUAAGGAGCAUAAAGUGUCACAGAAACAAUUGCAAGAUAUUAUUGAUUUAAUUCAAGAUUGGUAUGACAAACAACCUCAUCUACCCAAAAAUGGAUUAGAAGACAGAAUAAUAGUUCAGCUUUUAAUAUCAAGUAAAUUUCGCAUCGAAAAAGUAAAAGAUAAAAUUGAUGCUGCGAUAUCAGCUAAACAUAAAAUGCCAGAAUUUUUAUUAAAUAGAGAUCCUUUAUCACCAAAUAUAAGUGAAUAUUUGAUAGAUGGGUUUUUCGCGAUAUUACCAAAACUGUCUCAAGACAAUCAUCGUGUUUCUAUAUUCAGAUUGAAAUCGCCUCGUGAGUUUGUUAUGAAUGAUGUUAUAAAAUUAGCUUUCAUGAUGUUAGAAUAUCGUAGAUAUAACGAUGUACAUUUUGGCGAUCAAUACAUCCACGACCUGAGUAACAUUAGAUUCAGCAACACUGUUCAAAUGACGCCGCCAGUUAUUACAAAAAUGAUGUAUUAUUUAAGAUUUUGUACUGGAGCUAAAAUCAAAGGGAUACAUUUUAUAAAUAUGCCAACAUUCGUUGUACCGAUAGUUGCAUUAGUAAAAAAAUUAUUGAAACCUAAAAUUGCUGCAAGAAUUUACAUACAUUCGAAGCCCGAAGACAUUGCUAAAAUGUAUCCCAAAAAUAUCCUACCUAAAGAAUACGGAGGUGAUGAUUAUAGUAUCGACGAAAUCGCAGAAAAUUGGACGACAACGUUACAAUCGGACGCAUGGCGACAAUAUUAUCGUGAUCAAGAAAAAGUCGUCAGCGACGAAUCAAAACGAACACGUGUUCUAAGCUGUGACGAAUUCUUUGGAUGUGAAGGUUCAUUUAGGAAACUGGAAUUCGAUUAAGAUUAUCUUUAAAUAUUCAUCAACUUGACGCAAAUAAUCUAUACCUAUGCAAGUUUUUGUUAAUAAAAAUGUGAUUCGAUUUUUGUUAAUGUACUAAUACUCUCUUUUUGGGGACAUAGGAUAACAAGAAUACUAAUACUUCCUUUAACUAACCAACUGAGUUCUAGGCUUGUGCUAGGAUAUGGGUUACGACAAUAUUCGAAUGGUGGGAUUCGUACCCUCGGUCGCAUUUUUUUUAUUUAUUAUUCCGGGAUUUAUAAACCCAUAGUCAUAUUGUCAGGAAGGUUAGGGAGGAGCAACUUCCCCUCGAAGAAAUCGUUGGUAAUUUUAACACCAUAUUAACAGUAGCCUCCCUACACCUAUUCUAAACAAUCAGGUGGCAACGCCUGUACAUAAUAUCUGCAUUCAUACAAAUUCUAAUAAAAAACAAUUCAUUUUAA